CCUUCCUGGGCGGGGCUUGCGGUGGCGCCAGCCAAUGGGGUGGCGGCGUUAGCACGGCGAGCGCGUUGCCACGGCAACGCGCACCGGAAGUGCGUGUGCGCAGAGGCAGGUCGUGGUCCGCAGCGCCGGGCACUGGAGCCCCCCCAUGGCGGAGCUGCACCUCCUGGGGCAGAUUGUGGGGGGCAGCGGCUUCCCCCAGCGCCGCCUCUUCUGCAAGUGGGGGCUGCAGGCGGGCGCCGCCUGGCGGCCGCUCUCGGGACUGACGUCAGGCCGGACGCACGUCGAUGACCCGCAGGCCGGUGACGUCACUUACUGGAGCCACCCCAUCGACGUGCACUACGCCACCAAAGGCCUGCAGGGGUGGCCGCGGCUCCACGUGGAGGUGUGGCAGCAGGACGGCCUAGGCCGCUGCGACGUGAUUGGCUACGGCUCGUGUCACGUGCCCUCGGCGCCGGGCCUGCACUCGGUGCGCUGCGUCACGUGGCGCCCCCUAGCGGGCUGGCGGGAGCGCGCGCGGCGGCGCUGGGUCGGGGGCGGGGCCAGGCUCGCGCAGGCGCAGGAGGGGGCGGUGGGGGGAGCGGGGGCGGGGGAGCGCUUCCGGUUGAGGAGCGAGGCGGGCGGAAGCGUCCAUUUGGAGCUGGGGGUGGUGCUGAGGCACUUCCGGCGCUUCGGGGUGCAGUGCGCAUGAGCAGAA
Molecule: messenger RNA, 694 nt
Organism: Pezoporus flaviventris
Lineage: Eukaryota; Metazoa; Chordata; Aves; Psittaciformes; Psittacidae
Gene: B9D2
Product: B9 domain containing 2
Exons: 4
Coding region: 146-688 (180 amino acids)
Biological process (GO): cilium assembly
Cellular component (GO): MKS complex
Source: RefSeq, a predicted model, not a curated record